Messenger RNA from Exophiala aquamarina CBS 119918, 1518 nucleotides. RefSeq lists its product as uncharacterized. The record is from RefSeq and is a predicted model, not a curated record. The transcript has a single exon. Lineage: Eukaryota; Fungi; Ascomycota; Eurotiomycetes; Chaetothyriales; Herpotrichiellaceae. The coding region runs from base 1 to 1518 and encodes 505 amino acids. Gene Ontology annotation, biological process: lipid metabolic process.
AUGCAGUAUCAGAAUGCCUCGCACCCACAAUACCACGGGUCGCAGCCACCUGCACCACCGCAACUUCAGUCUUUCCAUUACCCAACUCCUGCCUACGGCCAUUCUGCUCAACCGGCACCACCAUUUGAUUUGCAUGCAACAAUAGGAGACAAGCUGGACGACGUCAUCUCGUUGAUGGACCAGGGCGAGUUCUCCGGCAAUGAACGAGAACUAUCCAUCGUCCUCCCUGAUCCCCCCGUUCCAGAGUACUCCGAGCCACGAAGUUCCGACCGAGACGUGAAAAGAGCAGGCAUCUAUAGCAACGAGAAGAGACAGAAGGCGAACAACAAAAGAUCACAGGGGCAGGGGAAACAAGUCAAUGUCUUCGACAAGCUCCAAUACUACAUGAACUCCCGCUUACCGCCUUCUCUCCCGCCCUUGCGAGUCUACAUGCCCACUUAUCCCCUACUCUGUCUUGCUGCCCAAUACUCUGCAAGUGCCUACUACAACCCUCAAUCGCCUUCCGAGCGGAAAGACUUUGUCUCAGCAGAUGGCCGUUUGGGCACAAAGGCCAUGGUCAUCAAGUCGGUUCCAUGUGAUGACAAGAAGACCAUUGUAUUUGCCAUCCGCGGCACUAGUAUGCUGAGCAUCCGCGAUUGGGGCGUAAAUCUACAAACGGGCCCCGUGUCAGCUCAAGGAUUCUUAGACGACGAGGGCAACCUUUGCCAUUCAGGCUUCCUAAAGGUUGCCAAAGCUAUGGUCAAACCUAUUGCUUCCAGACUCCGUACUCUGCUUGAGGAGAAUCCAAAUCGAACGAGUUGCUCCCUCCUGAUCACUGGCCACAGUGCCGGUGGUGCAGUUGCUAGUCUGCUAUACGCCCAUAUGCUAUCCGAGUCCAUCCAAUCUGAACUCAACAUCCUCACGGGUUGCUUCAAACGAGUCCACUGCAUUACCUUCGGCGCCCCUCCAGUCACCCUGUUACCACUGCAAAAACCAGAAACUGCAGACGGCCGAUUAAAGAAGUGCCUCUUCCACGGUUUCAUAAAUGAAGGCGACCCGGUCGUGCGUGCUGAACGUGCAUACGUUAAAAGCCUUGUCGACCUCCUUUCUCAACCCGCCCCUCCCAGCGACAGCCUCCUUCUAAAAACCCCAAGGCCCUCAAAACCCUUGAAGCCCUCCACCUCCGCUCUCAACCUGCUUAGUGCCUCCGUCUCUCGCCUAGAUCUAUCAUUGAACCCUACCAAGAAAAAGCCGACUCAGAAGCACUCAAGAUCUGACCUCCAUCCUCCAGGCCAGAGUGCUUCAAACAAACUCUGGUGGGACAUCCCUCCAGCAACAUUAUCUAACGCCGGGCGGUUAGUUGUUCUACGCAUUCCAGCAGGCGGGAGGACUACAGACGUUACAGCCAGCAUUGUUAGAGAUGAUCAAUUGAGGCAAGUCAUCUUUGGUGAUCCUCUCGUGCACUCCAUGGAUGUGUACGCCGCCCGAAUUGAAGCGCUAGCCGUACGUGCUGUGACUGGCCGGGGAGGCCAGUGUUGA